UAGCGUUAAUUCAGCAAGCUAGCUAGCUUACUGGCUGUUGAUUUGUAUUUGAUUCCAAUGGACGAUUUAUUGUGGUUAGUGAGCGGUAGCUAGUUGGUUAAGGUUAAGAGGCCAAUAUGGCCAGUGUUUUUCUUCAACCAAAUGAAUUGGAUGCAUCACCGAUAAGGGAGAAGCUCGACGAGUCCACUUCCAGUUCGGACGCCGCUGAUGUUUUAAUUCGCUCCACUAGCACUGGAUUUCCACACCAGAACUCCGCAGAAAAGCGGAAUAUUAGUGCAAGUGUAAUCAGACCGAGUUGUAACGGCAGGGCGAAGAUUUGUGUGAAGAGACUGCAUGAUUUUGCACCCCUCUCCGCUAUGGGAACAGCAGCAGCAACUGACGUUUAUGUACCCCCAGUGCUGCCAGCAAACAAGCCGCCAGCCUCCCCCACGAGUGCGUGGAGGGCAGCUUCAAGGGAAAGUUUCAAACACCGACAAAAAGAAGCUGCUUUUCCACAGUAGCCCGCCAGAGGGCAGUAGACACAAAGGACAGGACUUGUUGAUUUCCCAUUAUGCUGGUGGAAAAAAAGAGGCCAUGUGGGCGAUCUUAAAUCAGAGGUCCCACAGUGCCCCUCAGAGGCGAGAAGUGAAGGUACAGUUGCUGAACCAGGCCCCCAUCCCGCCCGCAGUGGUCCACGACCCCACCCCUCAUCUGAGGGACCAGGGAGCCAACACCGCUGCAGCAGCCAUCACAGCCGCUGCCCUUGCUGCCACUGCACCACUCCUCAAGGUGCAGAGCGACCCGGAUGCAAGACUCUCCUGUGUGUUAGAGGAGCUGCGGCAGCUCCAGGGGGGUGCCUUGCAGCCCGACUGGGUGCAGGAGGAGCGGAGCAGCGUGUCUGCGGAGCGGGUGGCUCGGCUAGAGGAGCAGCUACACACCGUGACCCAGCAGAGACUGCAGCACCUGGAGAGGAUCCAGGAGCAACAGCUGGAGCUGCAGAACUGUCUCUUGGGCUCCGCUCUUGAUGCAGUAAUUGCACGCGCCCCUGGAGCCACUGGCUACGACCCCAUGCUGCCCUGCCCAUCGCAGGUACCCACUCUGCGUCGGCACAGUGAGGGGCACCUCAGAACUCAGAUCCCCUGCACCUCCAACACAGCAGCAGCCUGUCAGAACCAGCAAGCACACAGGAAGAGCCCCAUGGAGACCCCUGCACCCCGCAGGUUUAUCCCCAUGCCCAUGUCCCAGGAAGCCAGGUCCAAAAGCAUCAAGAAACCCCCUCCCCCAGGGCCACAAGGGACAUCCCGCCUGAAACAAGGAAACGGCAGGCUUCUAGAAGAAAUCCUUAACAACCCCAAAUCUCCAGGGAGUAGAAGGCAGGCCGCAGGGGGACAGAAGGUUGCCAUAGCAACAGCCGCCUGCCAACCAGAGCUGUCCAGCAUCAGCCAGCCACAACCAGAGGUCCCUUCCUUUGCUUCCUCUUCAACCAGAGCUCCAAAGCCCAGGUCAGUGAUGGAGGACCUCAACGCCCAGGAGGGAUCAGCUUGCCCACGGCAGGAUGCAACUAUGAGGCCCAGCCUGGCUGUGACGAAGGCUACCGACAUGCUGCAUGACCUUGGCCGGCUCAAAGUAGAGAUGCAAGCCCUGCUGCUGGAGGGGAGACAAUGGCCAGCCCACCUGGAGACCCAGUCCAAGGCAGCCCCAGCUCUCUCUGGACGUGUCCAGCCUUCUGAUGGAUUUCCUGUCGAGGGCAGAGAGCCAGCUAAGAGCAGCAGCAGCAGCCCAGUCAUCAGUGCCCCGCCCCCUCCUCCUUGCAUCUCCAUGUCUGAAAAGUGUGGUACUAGUGUCCAGCUCAGGCCACUCCCCCUUCCCGCAAUGACCCAGCCAACCUCACUGCAGAAAAGCCAGGCCCCGUCGUCCCUGUUUGAGGAUGCUGGGAAUGUCCUCCGACAAGUCCGGCGCCACAAGAGGGUCCUGGAGGAGAAUUUGGAGGCAAUCCUGAGAGCAAAGGAUGGGGAGACCCUGCACUCCCAGCUGGAGGCGCUGUCCUGCAACAGGGAUGUCAUGGAGCAGUUGAGGAUUAAGAAGACUGUGGAUGCCUGGAUCAGCACACUCACCAAGGAAAUUCAGGCUGAAAUGGCAAGGGAAGAUUUCCUCGCACAAAAGAAGAGGGACAAAGAAGGCACCAUUAUUGCACUGCAGAAGGAUGGGGAGAUCAAGGCCGAGGGACGGCACAAAGAGGCGAAAGGCAUGACUCAAAGCAGGCCCAGAGUAGUGGAAAGAAUGCCCUUUCAGAGAGUGGCCCAAGGACACACAGAGAACGUGGGGGAGCUGCACAAAGAGCCCUCCCCCUUUCUGAAAAGGAGGGGUCCCUGUCAGACGAGAGUGUUUGGAGUGCAAAAGACUGAUAAGGAGGAUGAGGAGUACUUGAUGAAGGUGUAUGGGAAGGAGCUCUACGACGGCCAUCGGAGAACACUGAAGAAAGGCCCCUAUCUGCGCUUCAGCUCCCUUGCCACGAAGUCCAAAGCCCAGCGACCCAGGGUGGUGGAAAGUGUGAAAGGGGUCAAGGUGAAAUCGGCCAAAACACAGACCUGCCUCUUACCAGAGCAGGCUCAAAGGGUUGCCACUGAACCUCAAUACAUCUUCAGUCCUACCAGAGGGGGACAGUACAACCCUGAGACACCUCCAUCUCCACUGGAGGGUGUUCUCUUCCCUAUGGCAAUCCCACUUGGCCAGCCCAGAGUGGAUGGACGUGCCCCCCGGCCAUCCUGUGUCAUCAUCAGUCACCAGCCUGUGACCGUGAUCACCUCCAUCCCCCCCGCUCAACCAAAAGUGGCCCCUGCUGCCCGCAAGCCCAACACGGCAGCAGUGGAACGUCAAUCCCAGAAGAAGGCCCCACUCCAGCUACAGGUUCAGGUCCUCUCAGGCAUGGACAAUGAUAGUGUCUCAAAUGCAAGUCUUGUGCCCUCUCCUCCCUUACCCCAAAACAUUCAGACAAUGGAGCAAUCACAAGAGGAAGAAGAGAAUGUCUUCCCUGGAACUGAUUACCUGGCUGUCUCUACUAUAACUCAGGAGCCGGAGGAAGAGGAGCUUCCAGACACACCCAUCGUGUUAAAUGGCUCUGCCAAACCUCCAGCCACAUUGUACCAUGGCCCAGCGUUCCCGCCCCAGCCCGCCGGCCUGCUACCAGGACCCAAGCCCAUCCUGACCUCUAUCCAGCACAGAGAGGCCCUGGAGAACCGGUUGGUGGACUGGGUGGAGCAGCAGCUGAUGGCUAGGGUGAUCACAGAGAUGUACCCCCUACAUGCCCAGGUGGAGUGUCCCAGCCAGUCGGAGCCUGAGGACAGCUGCAUUUCUACUUCUGACAUAGUGGAGGCUGCCAGGGGUAAGGGCCUGCAGAUGUUUGUGGACGCUGGCUUGGCUGUGGACUCGGACCUGAUCCGCUGCUACGUGAACGAUGCCCUGGAGGAGACUGUGGCCUUCAUGCUGGGCCAGAGAGAGGGACAGAGAGGCCCCGUCACCAUCUCCCCCGCCCCCCUUCAGGACAUUCCAGUCGCAGCGGAGACGAAGGUGCCCACCCCUGUACCGACACCCUGGCCCAGCCCCAGAGGGAGCCCCCUGCCCGUGGCCAGAGUAUCACCUCCCCCUGGCACCCCGGAGCUGUCAGAGCAGGGGUCCAACCUCGAGUCCCCAAGGCCGGCAGUCCCAGCCAAACCCCAGGACCCAGGGCCCCCAGAGCCAGAGCAGAGCCCAGUGGCCACACCCCCUGUUACUCCCAUCCCCGCUCCACCCUGGGUGACCAUGCCCAUAGCUCCUCCCACCAACCAGAGCAUAGAGUCUGCCAAGCACCACAGCAACCCCUGGGGAGAUGCAGAGCUCCCUCUGGAGGAGGAGGACCCACACUGCGAAAGCACAGAGCUGGCACAGUAUUAUAGACCAGUGGUGAUGUCUGUGGCCAAGGAGGAGGAGCCUGUCAGCCUGAUAUCCCCUGCCCCACCUGUUCCGCCUGAACCUACAGGCCCACCCUUACGCUCACCAGCCCCACCUCCUUUGCAUGAGACACCCCCUCCUCCUCCCUCCUCCUCCACUGAGGACAGCAGCUUAUGCCUGUCCAUCACCGGGACGGAUGCAGCUGGCAGACACAUCUCUGAGGGGGAGCUGCUGCUCAGCUCUGGCGCAAUGGCAGCAGCUAUAGUUCUGACCGAAGAAGGACUUUCUGCGCCUGCCUUCAACACCAGUCUCAGCAGCUCUCUACAUGGAGUCCUGGACAUAGACUAUGACCCCCCCAGUGAGGGCCAAGUGGUGAGGAGGCCCCAUGUCCUGUCCCACCGCAACCCCAUCCUCUCCCUACUUGCCAAGAUGGAUGAGGGACUGAUGGCCGCGCAGACGGUCCCCUGUCACUCUGGGGUAUCCUGGGAUGAGGACCACAGCUCAGGGGAGGUCAGUGAGGGACAGAGGCCUGGACUGACUGCCACAGGGGAGUGCCUGCUGACCGGCCACUCCAUCCUCCUGGACCCAACCGCUGUCAGUCAUCCAGGCAGGGCAACAUUGCUUGAACAGAGACACCUCUCGUUCCCAGGUCAGCUGACCCUACCACCAGGUAUGACAGUGGGUGGCUCCCAGGACAGUCCCCAGCCACUCAGCAUCCUGGAUCUGGAGGUGUGGCCACCAGCAUUUCCACAUGCACAGCCAAUCACAACAUGGCCGUCUGAGCCUGAGCCUGUGCCUACCGACCAGGACAGCGAGGGACAGGCCCCUGCCCAUGGACUUGCACCAAUCCUGGUGAGACAGUACCAGGAGGGACUAGGAGAUACAGAAGAGCCAGGUUCCCACUUCAAUGGAGGCCAUCUCUCUAUCACUACAAAUGGUUUCUUCCAGGAUGAGGACCCAGGUGUGCCUUCCACCUCGACCUCCACAGCUCCAGGUGGCCCCAGGACGAUGUUAGUGACUCUGCCGUCAGCCAGUGUCAGUGCAGCAGGGAUGGACUCCUCCGAGAGUGAUGUGUUUUAGUGGCCGCCUGAGGGCCCACCUACACAGGAGCCAGGCCACACAGGAGCAGCAGUAUGAAAUACUCACCACUGCAGUUAGGAGCUUCCAGCUACAACUGUCAACAGAGAAUGGAUUUACACUUCAAAUCUUUUGUUUGUUUGUAUGAGUUUUUACCAAUAAAGUUCGACGA
Megalops cyprinoides (Indo-Pacific tarpon) is the source of this 5155-nucleotide messenger RNA. RefSeq names its product KIAA0586 ortholog. The transcript is spliced from 32 exons. Bases 334 to 4986 code for a protein of 1550 amino acids. Gene Ontology annotation, cellular component: centriole; ciliary basal body. Gene Ontology annotation, biological process: smoothened signaling pathway. The record is from RefSeq and is a predicted model, not a curated record. Lineage: Eukaryota; Metazoa; Chordata; Actinopteri; Elopiformes; Megalopidae.